AUGAAAACCCUUGUUCUAAUAUGGGUACUACUUCAAAUGUUCUCGUUGUGUAUAACUUUUGAUGCAAACCUCACCUCUGAAACAUACACCCUCAGUAAUUCUUCCAAUUUAGCAAAGCCAAACUGCUCCAACCGAUGUGGAGACUUAAUUGUUCCCUACCCUUUUGGCAUCGGCAACGACACAAAUUGUUCUAUAAGCCAUGAGUUUGACAUCUACUGUGACAAUUCGGUAAGUCCUCCAAGAGCCUCCAUUACAAUAGCAGAUUAUAGCUUCAUCAAACAUAUAUCUGAUUCCAGAGUCCGGAUUUCCAACAAUGUGGCUUCCAAAUGCUAUUUUACGAAUGGCACUGUUUCAACCAUGUUCCAUGUUCAGGAGAAUUAUACCAAUUUUCCAUACACCUUUUCGGAUUUAAAUAAGUUCACAGUUAUCGGCUGUGAUGAUUUUGCUUGGAUGAUUUCAGAGACGAGGUCUAAGAAAGUGGGUACAGGUUGUAUGGCCUUUUGCUCAACACCGGAGGAUGCUCGGAGUGACCAAUGUUCCGGCCGUGGUUGUUGUCAAUCAUCCAUACCACAAGACUUAAACUACUAUACAACUAACGUCAGGACCAUGAAUGAUUAUCAAAACAUGAGCAAUAUAAGGUCUUUUAAUCCUUGUACAUAUGCAUUUAUUGGUGAGGAGAAUGUAUUCACAUUCAAAGGUGCAACAGACUUGAAAGAUCACUCUUUGUGGCGAAAAAUUGAAGAUAAUGUCCCAAUAGUUCUUGAUUGGGCCAUCGGUAAUCUGAGUUGCAUUGACGCCAAAGCAAUGGACGCUUUCGCUUGCCAAUCAAAUAGUAUGUGUGUUAACUCUACAAGGGAAACUGGUGGGUAUCGUUGCAUCUGCAAUGAAGGCUACGAAGGAAAUCCCUAUCUGUCUCCUGGCUGCCAAGAUAUUAACGAGUGUAAUUAUCCGACGAAGUUUCCAUGUUAUGGAACUUGUUCGAAUACUCUGGGGAAUUACACAUGCAAAUGUAAAAAAGGGUAUUCUGGUGAUGCCACUAUUGAAAAUGGUUGCGGACGUAAUAGAUUCCACCCCCUCGUGUUAUAUAUAGGUGUGGGGUGUGGAUUACUCUCAAUAUUGAUUGUAUUGCCAGUGUCGUACUUCAUGGUCCAGAAAAAAAAACUAGUUAGACUAAGGGAGAAAUUUUUCGAGCAAAAUGGGGGCGUCCUAUUGGAAGAGAAACUAAAAAUCACAGGUCGCAUUGGUGUUGGUCCCAUGAAAAUUUUCAGUCCGGAAGAGCUUGAAGAAGCAACUGACAAGUAUGCAGAAGAUAAGAUUCUUGGUAGAGGAGGCAACGGCAUUGUGUACAAGGGAAAUCUACAGGAUAAACGUGUUGUGGCAAUCAAAAAGUCCCAAAGACUGGAUAAAGGACAGAGCGAGCAAUUCAUAAAUGAAAUGGAAAUUCUUACACAAAUCAAUCACCAAAACGUGGUGCAGCUGUUGGGAUUUUGUUUGGAAACUGAUGUUCCAUUGCUAGUUUAUGAAUUUAUCUCUAAUGGCACUCUUUAUCAUCACAUUCAUAAUACAAAAAAUGGCAUGGGGAGAUUGACAUGGGAUAGUCGUCUAAGGAUAGCACAUGAAUCAGCUGGUGCUCUUGCUUAUCUUCAUACUGAUGCAAGAAUGUCCAUCAUACAUAGAGAUGUGAAGUCUACUAACAUCUUGUUGGAUGAGAGUUAUACAGCAAAAAUUGCAGAUUUUGGUGCUUCAAGGUUAGUCCGCUUAGGUAAUCAUGAUCAAGUCACCACACUUGUUCAAGGGACGUUGGGAUAUCUGGAUCCUGAAUAUUUACGUACAGGCCAUCUAACAGAUAAGAGUGAUGUGUACAGCUUUGGAGUGGUUCUUGCCGAACUCCUAACAGGAAAAAAACCCAUCGCUGUGGAAAGAUGCCUACUAGAGCAAACUCUUGCAACAUGUUUUGAAAAGGCAAUAAAGGAAAACCGAUUGCUUGAAAUUCUUGAAUUUGAAGUGGUAAAGGAGGCAACUGAUGAGCAGCUAAAAGCAGCAUGUGGCCUGACAUGUAGAUGUCUUAACCAAUUAGGUGAGAAUAGGCCUAGCAUGAAAGAAGUGACCAUGGAGCUUGAAACAUUGAGGAAGUUCACCAAACAUCCUUGGGGUACUAGUCUAAACAAGUACAAUGAAAUGAGUAGCUUAAUGAUUGAAAGCGAACCAAAUGAUCUUUGCGUUGUUCCUCUUAUCAAUAAUAUUGAUACUUUCGUAGAAUCCAGUUCUAGCACUACCGGAGUGAAAGACAUGAUAAGCCAAGUACAAAGUCCUCGUUAG
Messenger RNA from Cynara cardunculus var. scolymus (artichoke), 2319 nucleotides. Its product is annotated as wall-associated receptor kinase 5-like. The record is from RefSeq and is a predicted model, not a curated record. The transcript is spliced from 3 exons. Gene Ontology annotation, biological process: protein phosphorylation; cell surface receptor signaling pathway. The coding region runs from base 1 to 2319 and encodes 772 amino acids. Lineage: Eukaryota; Viridiplantae; Streptophyta; Magnoliopsida; Asterales; Asteraceae. Gene Ontology annotation, cellular component: plasma membrane. Gene Ontology annotation, molecular function: ATP binding; protein serine/threonine kinase activity; polysaccharide binding.